UGUCCUCUGAAAGCCAUGUGGCUGUACCUGGCGGCCCUCGUGGGCCUGUACUACCUGCUGCGCUGGUACCGGGAGAGGCAGGUGUUAAGCCACCUCCGAGACAAGUACGUCUUCAUCACAGGCUGUGGCUCUGGCUUCGGGAACCUGCUGGCCAGACAGCUGGACACCAGAGGCUUCCGGGUGCUGGCCGCGUGCAGGACAGAGGAGGCAGCCGAGCAGCUAAAGACCCAGACAUCACACCGGCUGGAGACGGUGACUCUGGAUGUCACUAAGACGGAGAACAUCGCUGCAGUCACCCAGUGGGUGAAGGAGCGUGUAGGGGAUGGAGGACUCUGGGGCCUGGUGAAUAACGCUGGCACCGCCUGGCCCACAGCCCCCAACCAGUGGCUGACGAAGCAGGACUUUGUGACAGUACUGAACGUGAACCUGCUGGGGAUGAUCGAGGUGACUCUGAGCCUGCUGCCCUUAGUGAGGAAGGCCAGGGGCCGCGUGGUCAAUGUCUCCAGCAUGCUGGGCCGGGUGUCACUUUUUGGAGGUGGCUAUUGCAUCUCCAAGUACGGCGUCGAGGCCUUCUCGGACUCCCUCAGGAGGGAGCUCGCCCACUUUGGGGUGAAGGUGGUUGUGAUCGAGCCUGGUUACUUCGAGACAAACAUGACCAAUAUGGAGAGAGUUUUGCGGAUGGUCCAGAAGACUUGGGACCAUGCCAGCCCUGAGAUCAAGGAGAUCUAUGGCCAAAAGUUUCUAGCAUCCUACCUCAAACUAUUAUCUGCAAAAGGUAGGACCACAGGCAACCUGAAUCUGUCUGAGGUGACGGACUGCAUGGAGCAUGCGCUGACCGCCUGCCACCCCCGCACCCGGUACUCAGCUGGCUGGGACGCCAAGCUUCUCUACCUCCCCCUGAGCUACAUGCCCACCUUCCUGGGGGAUGCCAUUGUCACCUGGGGCCUCCCAAGGCCAGAAAAAGCCCUGUGAAGCCAUGUCUGGGUGUGGAGAGCAGGCUGUGAGGCAGUGGGGCCCCUACAACCUGGGGAACAUUCAGAGAAUGACCCCCCACCUGCCUCUCCUCCUUCCCCUAAACAACAAUAUUCUUUUCUGCUGGAAGUCAUGAAGCACAUUAUUUGUCUAGUUAAUCUUUAGGAACUAUGCAGAAAUUCUUAUGAUCUUUCCAUUUUUACCUUUUAACAUAUGUUAACACAGUUAGAUAGAAACUAUAAACAGGAGGAUUUGUUUUUGAGAAAGUUACUUACAUUUUCCAAUAAUAGUAUAAAACCAAAAAUAUGUCUUUUGUCUAUGCUACUUCCCCCUAAACAACCCUGCUGAGAUACUAGAAAAUAAAGCUGAUUUUGUGUUUUGGUGCCGGCCGCAGUCACCAGCUGCAUCAGAACUCCCGAACACAUCUUUCA
Messenger RNA from Nycticebus coucang (slow loris), 1403 nucleotides. RefSeq names its product retinol dehydrogenase 16-like. NCBI's taxonomy places the organism in Eukaryota, Metazoa, Chordata, Mammalia, Primates, Lorisidae. Gene Ontology annotation, molecular function: oxidoreductase activity. Bases 16 to 972 code for a protein of 318 amino acids. The record is from RefSeq and is a predicted model, not a curated record. The transcript is spliced from 4 exons.